Colletotrichum godetiae is the source of this 423-nucleotide messenger RNA. RefSeq lists its product as uncharacterized. The transcript has 2 exons. NCBI's taxonomy places the organism in Eukaryota, Fungi, Ascomycota, Sordariomycetes, Glomerellales, Glomerellaceae. Bases 1 to 423 code for a protein of 140 amino acids. The record is from RefSeq and is a predicted model, not a curated record.
AUGGGGGGCUGGACCGGCUUCCUCAUCACCUACCUCCUAGGAGGCCUGACCUUCCUGCCCUUGGAUGCCGAAACGAAUCGCGACGCUGUCGCCGACGCCGCCAACACUGCCGCUGGCGGUCCGGGCUCCAUCGUCCAGCCCGGCGACGACCUCACCGCUCUCGAGGCCGUGAAGGCCGCUGGCAAGGACGAUGCCACCGCGGCGGCCACGAAGCGCUCGGCGCAGGAUAACGAUGUAGCGGCGGGGUACUUUGCGUGUGCAGAGAGUAACUCCAUGGGCAUCAACGCGAAGCCCAUCGAGAGGUCCACCCCGACCGGCUCGACUACCGUCGCCACGCCGAGCCAGAGCGUCUAUCAGACCAUGUACAGGAGCAUAUUCGAGCGGAAACCGACGCAGGCCCCUUGGAUAACAGGAACGGGCUGA